AUGGCGAUUGAUGGAAGCGGGGAGACCGGUGGCAGUGGCCAUCUUGGGGUUUUCAACCCUGCUCAAUCUUCAGGGAGCCCCGACGACCCGAAAGCUGAACUGGGAGGGCCCUCUUUCAGAAAGAAUGCAUCAAGGACUUCUGGCCAAAAGGCAGAUAGGAUAGAGAAUGGCAGUCACCAGUUUGAGGCCGCUGAAGCCGGUCAGUCAACCGAUGUUUCUCCCAAGGACCAGGACCAAGACGAGGUUUUAGUCAGCCUUCUUUCUGGUCCUCCAGGCGAGGCUGAGUCCAAGGUACCCGAGUCUCAGCCCCAUUUCUCAGACGAGCCCUCAUUCAAACGGGCUGGCCUAGUGCCAACUGCACCAGAUCCAGACUGGAAGAAGUGGCCUGAGUUGACCAUCAGACUCGGAAAUAUACCGUAUUCGACACUUCCGCUAGACCUAUAUCGAACCCUGGAAAAGCAUGGGGGCAAGAUAAUCUUCGCCGAAGUACUUGAGGAUGGAAAAGGCUACUGCAGGAUCGGAAGGGUACGGUUCAGCCCUCCGCCGGCCAAGGCCUUUUGGGAAAAAUCCUUCAUAUGGAUGCGCUCAGCUGGCCAGAACUGCAAAGUCCUUAUCGAAGUCGAGCCACCCAAGCGAAUGAUGGAUAGCACGGUCAGAAGUCCCAUCAACGCUCGCCUAUGGUACAGCAGGAUCAGCAAGCUGAGCCCUAUCUCUUUGGACUUCGGUGUUAUGCUCGGUGACGCUACCAUGCUACGAAUGAAAUCAAUCGAACGCGAGUUCACCCCCGAGAAGGAUGGGGGGCUUCAGCUCACCGUCGAUCUCCUUCGAAAGCAGAUCGUGGCUUCAUUUGGAGUCAAAUUCGCAACGAGGCCUACGCAAUUCUACAAGUUCGUCUUGGAUUUUCACCAAUUAAAGAAGAUUCACUGGCGUAAAGCUGGCCCAACUGCCUGGGAAUUAACCAUUCCACUCGACUAUCCUCCUCAUUACUUCUGGAAGAGAACAAAUGUCGAGGAAACUUUCGCCAAGAACGCGACGGUUUGGACGGAGGGAUGUCUGUGGUACCGAGUUACCGACAUUGCGACAGACGCAGGUGGUAUUAUGUUCCGUCAACUCUCGCCCUAUGACUCGCAGGAGAUCACAGAUCCGGCUUUCAUCCAUCUUGGAAGGUGGACAACUUUCAGGUUCAUCUUGGAAGAAUGCACGGAGUUGACCACCGUUCUUCAGGCUCUUGGGGAUUUCAACGUUAACAUCGAUUCCGAGACGGAGAUAAAGGUGGACAGCCGCCUAUCGCCUCCAUUCUGGACACUCGCGAAUUUAGAGCCUGAGAUGCGGCGCGACUUAGCUGAUAAGUCUGAGACCCUCGCGAAGAUCAUCGAGACAUCAUCAACCAUAUUAGACAAGAUGCCGUUCGAGAUCAGGUAUCAGCUCGACGUAUGCAUAUCUCGCGGUGCGCUUUCAGAAUAUGCUAUAGACCCCGAGUUUCUGGAAAAACUUGGCAGUCUUGACCCGAAGGAGGCAAGACGCAUUCUCGAGUACGUCGCCGACAACGAAGAGCGUAUUAGCGACCCGAUGUCAAUCUUCGAAAUGGAUGAAGAUACCCCCUUUAGGAUGGAAGCCCUGAGUCUGAGGGUGCCUCACUAUUGCGUGGUGACUCGGAAGGUUAUGGUGACCCCGACAGGGGUGUACUUCACCUCGCCAGGCCUUGAGAUCGCCAAUCGAGUUCUCCGGAAGUACAGAUCUCUACAGGACCGCUUUAUUCGUGUUCAGUUCACUGGAGAACUUUAUGAAGGCCGAAUCUAUCCUCGAAGUGAGAGCGAACAGGACGACGAGAUGUACAAACGUGUUCUUCGCGUCCUCACACGCGGCAUUCGAAUCGGGGCACGCCACUACGAAUUCCUAGCUUUUGGAAACUCGCAGAUUCGGGAGAACGGUGCUUACUUCUUUGCCGGCACAGACGAAGUUUCUUGCGAUAGUAUCCGCGAGUCAAUGGGUGACUUUUCUCGCAUCAAGACCGUGGCCAAGUAUGCCGCUCGCAUGGGACAAUGCUUCUCCACGACCAGAGAAAUUCGAACCAUCAGCAUUCCAAAGAUUCGCCAUGUCAAUGACAUUACGAACAAAGCAGGCUACUGCUUUACUGAUGGGGUGGGUAAAAUAUCCCAGUUCCUAGCCAAGAUGAUUGUCCAAGAAUUGGGGAUGGGCUGUUUGGAAAUCAUUCCCUCGGCGUUUCAAUUCCGCAUGGGCGGAUGCAAAGGUGUCCUCGCGGUCUGGCCGGACGCUAAGAAGCGGGAAGUGCAUAUUCGGGAGUCCCAGUUCAAGUUUCCCUCCAAGUUCAAUGGUCUUGAGAUCAUUCGAUGUGCACAGUUCGCCGUUGCCACCCUGAACCGACAAACCAUUACCAUCUUGUCCUCGCUGGGUGUCAAGACGGAGGCGUUCCUUACCCUGUUGAACAUCCACGUUGAUAAGCAUAACAACGCUCAACUUAGCAGCCGGGAUGCCAUCACUCUUCUUCGCCAACAGGUAGACGAAAACCAGACUACUUUGACAUUGGCCGACAUUAUCCUCCACGGUUUCAAAGAGCCAUCCGUGCAAGAGCCAUUCAUAGUCACCGUUCUCAACCUGUGGAGGGUCUGGUCUCUCAAGCUAGUCAAGGAGAGAGCGAGGAUCCCCGUAGAGAAGAGCGCCUUUGUCUUGGGUUGCGUUGACGAGACUGGGACACUUCGAGGUCACAAGAAGUCUACGGAGGGCUCAACUAGACAGGGCCGGGACUUGCUACCGCAAAUCUUCCUCCAAAUCACGGACAGUGAAGACCAGAGGAAUGCAACUGUUAUCACGGGCGUUUGCAUCAUCGGUAGAAACCCAUCUCUCCAUCCAGGAGACAUCCGAGUGGUUGAAGCAGUCGACGUGCCAGCCCUCAGGCACCUUCGUGACGUGGUCGUCUUCCCAAGCGUAGGGGACCGUGAUCUUCCGAGCAUGCUUUCCGGAGGAGACCUCGACGGGGAUGAUUUCUUCGUUAUUUGGGAGCCGAGUCUCAUUCCACCCGAGUGGAACUAUCCGCCCAUGGACUACCAAUCGCCGAAACCGAAGGAACUGGAUAAUGAUGUUCACGUAGCUCACCUUCAGCAGUUUUUCGUCCGGUACAUGAAAAACGACAUCCUCCCGACAGUUGCCUUAGCCCAUCUGGCCCACGCAGACAGUUUCGAUGAUGGAGCCAAGAACGCAAAAUGUAUAGCACUCGCCCACAUACAUUCCAAGGCCGUCGACUAUGUCAAGACAGGUGAACCGGCAGAAAUGGAUAGAUCGCUCAAGCCGCGUCGAUGGCCACACUUCAUGGAGAGGCGAGCUCCUCGUGAUAUGACGUAUCGCUCUAAGAAAGCCCUUGGCGUCAUCUACGAUGCUGUGUGCAACGUAACCUUCACCCCUAGCUACACCGAGUCGUUUGACAAGAGAAUCUUAUCCAAGUGCCCGAAGGAUAACGCACUUCUCAAAAAAGCUCGCCAAAUCAAGACUCAGUACGACAUAACUAUGCGAAGGGUGCUAGGCCAGCGCGAGAUCGCCACCGAGUUCGAGAUCUGGUCAGGUUUUGUCCUGUCCAAACCCCGGGUCGGCAGUGCGUAUAAAGUUCAAGAGGAGGUUGGCCGACAGUACGCCACUAUGAAGCAGCGAUUCCGUGAGCUCUGCUAUGAUGCUGCGGGCGGGAACUCAGAGGAAAAGAUCGACCCUUUCGUCGCAGCAAUGUACAAAGUUACCGAGGAGGAAGUGAAGAUUGCCCUUUAUGAGCGCCGGGAUACCACAAAUAGCGUCUCAAAUGGGCCGAAGCAUAAGAAAAUUGAUGCUAAGUCGAUGCCGCUCAUCAGCUUUCCUUGGAUCUUUCACGAAGUACUCUGCCGGCUGGCAACUGGAAGGUCCGCGAGGACGCAGGCGGAAAAGCCGACCGAGCCCCCCGAGGGAGUUGACCAGGAUCAAGUUACUCGUCUGAAUGAUGGAAGAAUCAUUCAUCGCGGCGAGGUCCUGAACCUUUUCACCUCGAUGGAGGAUGAGGACGAACUUGACGAUGGCUUAUUUUAUGCCGAACAGGGACCUGAGCAGGCCGAUGCUUUGGAGUCCGCGGAACUCGCCGAUCAGGUAGUAGAGGUGGCUAAUGGUCAAACCGGUGGGAGCGAACAGCUUGUUGAACUCCAAGUGGAUUCGGAUACGCAGGAUUCUCCCAUUACGCAGGCACAAGCGGAUGAUGUCGUUUUCGAGACAGAUGGCAUACUUAUUGACAUAAGCGAACCCCCUCAAAUGCCGCAGCAGCAGCCCCGAUUGACAAUGAGCUCGUUGCGACCUAAUACUGAGUUUUCAGUAUCCGGGUCACUGGAGAACCAGGGGCCCCAAGUUGAGCAAUCGCAGUCGAAUACUAGGCCCGAGCUAACAGAUAGAAUCCUCGUCGACAUAGAGGAUAACGGCCUAGAGGAGGAGACGGAGCUGGCCCAAGUUGAACAAUCGCAGUCGAAUACUAGGCCCCCCGAGCAAAUGGAUGGAAUGCUCAUCGACAUAGAAGACAACGGCCCAGAAGGCUCAGUCAGCGGACCACCAAAGGAGAGUGCUCUAUCACUCUUGGCUGAGCUGAUUUAUCAGGGAGACGGAAAUCAACAGGAGCCGGACAACCAGCUACAACCGGAUCCAUUGGUCUCCACGUCAGAGACAUUGACAGAUCUAACGAAUGUGCCAAAUGGUGAUCUAGUUAAUGAGGAGCAGGAAGAUAGCCCUGGCCUCGAAGGAGGAGAGAAUGUGUUGAUAGACUUCGAGUCUCCCAAGAAGAAGCCACAGUUGGAAAGCGAAGACGCAGACGAGACUUUGAACGACAACCAUGCCCAAACGGAAUCUGAUACCAGCACUAUACUCAUCGAUAUCACUCCAGUUAUGAAGCAUGCAGGGCGUGAGACUCCGUCGACUAAUUCGCCUAAUAUCAAGCUCAUGGAGGAAUUCUUCAUGACCGCCAGUGUUAUGAUGGACAAGAGUCAGUUUGAGGGCGGUGAUUCAGGCUCCCGAUUCGGCAAGGGCUCGACCAGUAAUGGCGUGAGCUCUGACACCGAGAGAGUGUGGGGAGCAAAUAUAAAUGACAAAAAAUGCGAGGGGGAGACUGCAGAAGACUCGGAGUCGAAAGGCAGGGUGUGUAUCGACUUGGACCAGCCUGUCGCCGACUCGGAUGUCCUUCGGGGUACUCAUCCGAAGCGUCGAAGCCUUGAAGACACCGAGGACAAGACCUUGGAGUAUUCCUCAUCGAUUACUCCUGAGAUGUUUGAGGUCUGGUAG
Scedosporium apiospermum is the source of this 5295-nucleotide messenger RNA. RefSeq lists its product as uncharacterized. Lineage: Eukaryota; Fungi; Ascomycota; Sordariomycetes; Microascales; Microascaceae. Bases 1 to 5295 code for a protein of 1764 amino acids. Gene Ontology annotation, biological process: siRNA processing. The record is from RefSeq and is a predicted model, not a curated record. Gene Ontology annotation, molecular function: RNA-directed RNA polymerase activity. The transcript is spliced from 4 exons. Gene Ontology annotation, cellular component: nuclear RNA-directed RNA polymerase complex.